Antechinus flavipes (yellow-footed antechinus) is the source of this 1892-nucleotide messenger RNA. Its product is annotated as gap junction gamma-1 protein-like. The record is from RefSeq and is a predicted model, not a curated record. The coding region runs from base 571 to 1482 and encodes 303 amino acids. NCBI's taxonomy places the organism in Eukaryota, Metazoa, Chordata, Mammalia, Dasyuromorphia, Dasyuridae. Gene Ontology annotation, biological process: cell communication. The transcript has 2 exons. Gene Ontology annotation, cellular component: connexin complex.
AAAUCGGAAGAACGAUCUCUUCUCAAACAGACUAAAAGAUGAGCAAAGCCACUAUUCACUGCACCACUGUUAAGGAUCCUUGCAGAGAGUUGAGAUGAUCCUAUUGCUUUCUGGCCACUACAAUCCUUAUCUUUGCCAUUCGGGUUACUCGUUGUUUGUCUACUUAUAUAGAGUUGCACCCCGCGGUCAGCUCCACCCGGGUCGGCCCGGUACGCCUUCUAGGGGUCGGUGGGAUAGGAACCCUCUGCCACGGGCUACUAGUGCUGGCCACUCUGACUACUAGUUCUAGCUAAGGACUCCAUCCUCCCAGUCCCUUCUCCCUGAUUCAGCUUCAAGAUAGCCCCGAGAUCCAAAAACUGGAGCAAAGGGAGCAGGUGAGCCGAGCAGGUAGAGGGAGCGAAUGCAGAGAGAAUUUGUUCUUGGGUAAAAGCCAUGGAUAUGGGAAGGUCGGAUACUCAGAGCUUAGAGUCCCUGAAUUUGGACAGUCUAAAUCGGGGUCACGGAACAAUAGUGCGUUCCUCACUCACUCCUCGAUCCUCAGGUCGCUCACAGUAAUUAGGAAGAUCGAAGAUGAGCUGGGCGUUCCUGACGAAGUUGCUGGAAACUGUGACCCAGCAUUCUACCUUGGUGGGGAAACUCUGGUUGUCGGUGCUGGUUGUGUUUCGCCUAGUGCUGCUGGCCGUGGGUGGAGAGGCCAUUUACCGGGACGAGUUAAGUGGCUUCUCCUGUAAUACAGCGCAACCGGGUUGCCAAAAUGUUUGCUAUGACGCCUUUGCACCCCUCUCCCACGUUCGCUUCUGGGUGUUCCAGAUCAUCCUGGUCACUGCGCCCACCGUAUUCUACUUGGGCUAUGCGGUGCACCACCUGUCCCGGCGCCAGAGGGCCCCGAAGCAAGAAGAGGAAGAAGAGCCCAUGCUCAAAAAGAAGUCCGAGAAGUCCUCUGAUGAUGGAGCCCACGAUGGUCGCAGGAGGAUCCGCAGGGACGGGCUCCUGGGGCCCUAUGUUGGGCAGUUACUGGUGCGGACUGCCUUGGAGGUGGCCUUCCUACUAGGCCAGUAUCUGCUCUAUGGCCUGGAGGUGCCUCCCUCCUAUGUCUGCGUGCGCAAGCCUUGCCCCCACACCGUGGAUUGCUUUGUUUCUCGCCCCACGGAGAAGACCAUCUUCCUGCUAGUCAUGUAUGCAGUCAGUGGCCUCUGUCUCCUGCUCAACCUGAUCGAAUUGCUGCAUCUGGGCCUGGGAAGCUUGAAGAAGGGUAAAAGUCACGGUGCUCCACUUUCUCAUUCCAAGAAUUUCCCACUGGAGCAGAUGCAGAAACAGCUGCAACUGGUCCAGGAGCACCUGGACAUGGCAUUGCAUAUGAACACACCUUUGGUCACAGCGCCUACCUAUGCAGGCCAGUCUGCUUCCUACAGCAUAUAUGCUCAGCAAAAUCUGCAUAAUCAAAGCGAAAAAGAGCCUCCAUUCUCCAAAACAGAUCAGUGAAAUCUGGAUUUACUAUUGUUCAUAAAUUUCAAACUCAGUCUGAUUUCGGGAAGACAAGAAUUUGACAUCUGGACUCUGGAAGAGGAAAUUUGGAAAUGUAUCUAAAAGAAAUGGCAUUUUGUUGCAUACUUUAUUUUUAAUUAGCUAGUUUGUGAGUGUGAUCUUAAGUGGCCCCUUCUUACUUUCUCAGGACCUGAAAACUGUCAUAAUCCAAUGCCCAUUUUCCCCUCAAACCAUCCAAACCCUUCACUGGGCCCUCAAUGGUCACAAAAGAGUUCACAGAUAGGGUGGGGGUGGGGUGCUUGAUUUUUGAGCAGUUGCUAGUGCAGUCAGUCUUAGAGAUAGCCUUUUCUGCCACUUAUCCUUUACUGCGAUAUGUUCUGGUAGUUGAAUUUAUAAGUUUUGUGGGU